Molecule: messenger RNA, 420 nt
Organism: Ilex paraguariensis (yerba mate)
Lineage: Eukaryota; Viridiplantae; Streptophyta; Magnoliopsida; Aquifoliales; Aquifoliaceae
Source: the annotation of a GenBank genome assembly
AUGACUUCUAGAGGUAGAGGAAAAGGUGCAGGUGUGUUGAGUGGUGGCAUUGUUGGUGUGAGCAAUGGUGGUAGUACAACCUUGGGUGUUGGUGGCACAGCUAGAGGUCCAACUAUGAGAGGCAAUGAUGCAAGUGUGGGUGAUUGUUGUAGUGUAGCUUUGAGUGCUUAUGGUAGAGGCAAAGGUGCAGUUGUGUUGAGUGGUUGCAGUGUUGGUGUGUUGAGUGGUGGUAGUGCUAAUGUAAGCAAUGGUAGUAGUGCAGCCUUGUGUGUUGUCCGAGGUGUAGAUGUGAGUGGUGGUGGCAAUGUAGCCAUGGGUGUUGGUGGCCGAGGCAAAGGUGCAGCUGUGGGUGGUGGUGCUCCAACCAUUUCAUGUCUUCUACAUAAAAGCAUCUCCAACCCUUAUCCUUUUCUAAACUAA